Molecule: messenger RNA, 3522 nt
Organism: Eurytemora carolleeae
Lineage: Eukaryota; Metazoa; Arthropoda; Copepoda; Calanoida; Temoridae
Product: potassium voltage-gated channel subfamily KQT member 5-like
Exons: 6
Coding region: 67-1788 (573 amino acids)
Biological process (GO): potassium ion transport; transmembrane transport
Cellular component (GO): membrane
Molecular function (GO): voltage-gated potassium channel activity
Source: RefSeq, a predicted model, not a curated record
AUUUAUCCUUAAUAUUAUUUACAGAAAUUAUGUUAGAUAUAAUAUUUAUUAUCCCUGACACAUCUCAUGGGUGAUACUCUGUUUAUUCGACAGUCGAGGAAGAAUGUUGCGUUUAGGAAAAUACAAUCUAAAGCUUAUAACUUUCUGGAGAGACCAAACAGUAGAUAUGAGAUCCUGUAUCACGUGCUCGUGUUCUGCCUCGUGUUCGUGUGUAUCGCCCUCUCCGUGUUCUCUACGAUCAAGGAGCAUGAGGUUGAGGCGGGGGAGAUCUUGUUCCGUCUCGAGAUAGUUAUCGUGAUCUGGUUUAGUAUCGAGUUCACUGUUAGACUCUGGUCGGCAGGAUGCAGGUCCAGGUACCAGGGAUUGUUAGGAAGACUGAAGUUUAUCAAAUGUCCAUUUUGUAUCAUAGACAUAGUUACAAUAUGCGCUUCUAUUGUAGUCCUAUCCGGGCUUGGAGGUCAGGUUUACGCAGCCUCUGCGCUUCGAGGUCUCCGGUUCUUCCAGAUCCUCCGUCUUGUGCGGAUGGAUCGACGUGGAGGAACCUGGAAACUACUGGGUUCUGUAGUUUAUGCUCACAGACAGGAGCUGCUCACAACCCUCUACAUUGCAUUCUUAAUCCUCAUCUUCUCCUCCUUCGUGAUGUACCUGGCGGAGAAGGAUGUAAAUCUCGAGUUUGAAAGCUUCGCUCAUGCGCUCUGGUGGGGUGUUAUUACUCUCUGUACAGUAGGAUACGGUGAUAUAACUCCUAAAACCUGGCAGGGUAAAAUCAUUGCAAGCUUCUCAGCUAUUGCCGGAAUAUCGUUUUUUGCGCUUCCCGCCGGAAUUCUUGGAUCAGGGUUUGCCUUGAAGGUUCAGCAACAGCAGAGACAGAAACACAUGAUACGUCGGCGGGUUCCCGCCGCUACGCUUAUACAAUGCUUGUGGCGGUGUUACGCCGUGACCGACGGGCAUAGUAGUUCUGCAACCUGGAGGAUUCACAUGGUUCCGCCGAAGUCUCCGCCAUCUUUCAAGAACAACACUUCAUUCGUUCACAGACUUUCAAUCCGUAGAACACGACACUCCUUGAAAUCUCCAGUCUUAGAGCACUUCAGAACCAAGCUGAGAGUAGAGACUGAAACAUGCUUUGACGAGGGACGACAGAGCAGAAAAAAUUCUGAACCCUUUUCUCGAAGGUUCUCCGAUGACGAUGACGAAUGUUUGGCCACUUUACCGUUUCUUCUUACUCACAAGCACAAGGGUGCUAUUAGGGCAAUACGUAAACUCAAAUAUUUAGUCGCCAAACGAAAGUUCAAAGAAGCGCUCAAACCCUACGAUAUCAAGGAUGUGAUAGAAAGCUACUCUGCCGGUCACUCCGACCUGGUGACAAAAGUUAAGAGUGUCCAGAAUCGUCUUGACUUGAUCCUUGGCAAAGAUGGUUCUAAGGCUAAGGAUGUGUACGACUCAAAGACAAGUUUGGCCUCAAGAAUAGUGAAUGUGGAAAGACAGGUGGAUAAUAUUGAUGAGAAGCUCCAAGGAUUCCUUGAAAUGUAUCUAGAGGACAGGAAGAAGAUCCUUCAUCUAGCAGUAUCCAAUCAAUCAUUAAAUACAGAGAACCUUGUCUUGGAAGACGAGCGUGAGUUGAACCUGAGUCCUGGUUCUAGUUCCGUCCUAGACUCUAGCUUGACAAUCUGCUCCACGGUAGGACAAGGGACUAGUGGAGAAGAUCUGGACAAAUCAGAACACCAGGAGAAAAGUCCGCAUCAGCUUCACACUUGCUGGAACCUAAACAAUGCAAUCUUAAAUGAUUAAACGUCAUUAUAAUUGAUUGUUUUAAAUAAACAAUUUAUUCAUAGAUUUCAGGGUACAGCAUCUCUAUCGCGAUAUCUCCAAAUGAUCAACAGAAUAGGAAUAAUAGUUGCUAUCGAGAAAAUCCGCCAGCGUAAAAUAUCAAUUUCCAAUCGCUUAAUUGAAGAAAUCCUUCUCUUUGAUUUGAAGAUCACAUGAAAGAUCCGAUAGCACUGAUAAUCCCUUUCAGCUUUGAUCAAUAGACCAAACUUAAUGCAUGAUUUUAUUAAGUAUUAAAUGUUUGUGCUUGCGUUUAAAGCUUGGAAAAUAUUUUUAAUUACUGCUUCAUUCAUCCAUGGCUUUGUAGUCAAUAUUGAUGUCAUAUAAUGAACUUGACUUGUGAUUUGCUUAACUUCAUUUGAUAGCUUUAAUAACUUAAAAUAAACAUUAUUAUCGUGGGUCCCAAAGUGGUUUCACGGUAAUUCUGUCUUUUGGAAUUUUAUGCCACUAAAUUAACGAUCAUAUGAAGAUUGAGUUAGGAUAAGCCAAUUCUAUCCAAACUUCGCAAGAAGAAGAUCCAGGAAUCUUCUAAGAUCCAACGAUCUUUUAUUCGAAAAGUAAUUUCAGCAAUUCUUAAACAAGGAUAAAAAAGUAUAGGUACGGUCGCUAAAUUUUUAAUCAACCUUUAUUACAAGUUUUUAAAGCUAUCACUUUAAACUGACCAUAUUAAAUGUUUAUAUUUAUAAUUGUGUGAUGUGACCUGAGCUUAAUGUGCCAAAGAUUGUGACUAUGUGAUGUUUACUAUGUGUGCUUUCAAUGUUUUUCCUGACUAUUCGUGCUAAACUAUUAUUGUUUGAUUUGCACAAGCUUUCUUGGUAAAUUUUUGUACUGUACUGCUGUACUGUGUACACUGUUCAGCAUAUACAAAGUCAAUACAUUUUUUCAGGGGCUCACCUAAUUAAAAAAAGUCCGCUAAUUGUUGCAAAAAUCUUGAAAAAUUUAAUGUGAAUAAAACUAAAAACUGAGUGGGUGAGUCCCAUUGUAUUAUUAUUAUAAACUUGGACCAAAGAAUCAAUCGAUGAAAUAUCAUAUCUGUUAAAUAUAAAACUGAUAAAUUUUAAAAAUGUUCUUGUUGAAUUCUUUUUGUUCCAGCGAAUUUUUAAUCAAUAAUUAAGUUACAAAUAUUGACAGGCAAUAACUUGUUUCUUAGUUUUUAGACGUAAAGGUUUUUGGACUACAACAGUUAGUAGUUACAACAAAAUACUGCUUCAUAAAAAUAAGGUUCCAACAUUUCAAAACUGUAUUCUGCAAAACUUUGCUUUUCAUCAAUGCUAAAUUCGUUUUCUUGGGGGAAAAUGUACGGGAAAACCAACCAAAAUGGACUGUUUUUUGGGAUUAAUCUUCUCUCAAGGUUAGAUUUAGCAAAGUGUAAGGAAAGCAAAUGUUUUAAAAUAAUUACAAUUUUAAGAUUUUGGUGGAACCAUUAAUAAGUCCAAAAACCUUAGAAACGAAUUUAAACUAAACAAACUAUUGCCGAUAUCGUUUUAAGUGCUGAGAACCCAGAACAGUCAUUAUCAGAAUCUGGAUCAGCAUCAAAAUAGAAUGGACACUGAGUAUUUGUUAUACAUGUUCCAGUUUUAAUCUAAUAUAGUCCAUCUUAUUAUCUACAUUUCCCGGUUUGAAAAUGUUCUACUAAAUCUCCAUAAUAUGAUUGGAUACAGAAAGUUCUCGAAUCUAUAAUUUUGGUUGUGUUACAGA